Miscanthus lutarioriparius is the source of this 663-nucleotide messenger RNA. NCBI's taxonomy places the organism in Eukaryota, Viridiplantae, Streptophyta, Magnoliopsida, Poales, Poaceae. The record is from the annotation of a GenBank genome assembly.
AUGGCGGGCGGCAUCGUGAAGGUGUACGGCUCGGCGGUGUCACCGUACGUGGCGACGGUGCUGGUGUGCCUGGAGGAGGCCGGCGCCGCGUACGAGCUCGUCCCCGUCGACAUGGCGGCGCGCGAGAACAAGGCGCCGCACCACCUCGCCCGUAACGUACCCGUUCGGCAAGAUCCCUGCCUUCCAGGACGGAGAACUCAUGCUAUUUGGCACGUGCUCCGAAAGUACAAGAGAAGCGGCGACCUGCUGAGGGAAGGCGACCCCGAGGCGGCCGCCAUGGUGGACGUAUGGCUGGAGGUGGAGGCGCACCAGUACGAGCCAGCCAUCGUGGAGAUCGUGCGGCACUGCGUGAUCCUGCCGAUGAUCGGCGCCGGCGGCGCGCGCGACCAGCGCGUGGUCGACGAGAGCGCCGGGAAGCUGCGGGCGGUGCUGGCGGCGUACGAGGCGCGGCUGCGCGAGCACGAGUACCUGGCCGGCGGGGACGCCGGCGUCAGCCUCGCCGACCUCGCGCACUUCGGGUUCACGCACUACCUCAUGGCCACCGAGUACGCCGCGCUGGUGGAGGAGCGCCCCGCCGUCAGCGCGUGGUGGCGGAGGAUCGCGGCUAGGCCGGCGGCCAGGAAGGUCGCCGCGCUCAUGUCGUGGCCACCACCGCCUAAUUGA